CUCUGUGAGGUGUAACCGUAUGACUUUGUUAAUUUUUAUUAAUUAUUAUUUCAUUUUCACAAAUCACAAAUCGUGUUUACAAUUUGCUAUUACAAGUCAAGUUAAGUUGUCAAGUAAGUAAAGUAGUCAGCAACUAAGUUAAGUAGAUAGUUAUAAGUCAAGUCAAGUUGUUUGUAAUAUUGUUCAUUUUUAAAUCUACCACACAGAGGUCAAAUAAGAUUUGGACUUGCGAUACUUGACCUAAGUGGUACAGAGAAAGUGCUUUUGAAGAGAUUUUAAAAUCGAGAGUUUUAUUUUAUAAAACAGGUUUGGAAUUUGGAUCGUUUUAAAAUAAUUAGCGACCGAUUUAUCUACCUCCAAAAUAUCAUGAGUAGUGUAAAAGCAUUGGAAUCGUUGAAGAAGAUUUUAGAUAAGGCAAUCAAACGUGGUGGAUUUGAUCGACACUUCGAAAAGACGAAAUUAGUAUCUGCCGGAAAUGGCAAGUUUGUAGUAGAAAUGGUUGUCGAAAAAGAGCACACCAAUGCAUUCAGUACGCUUCAUGGAGGAUUUACUGCGUCCGCUGUAGAUUUAUUUUCUAGUCUAGCCGUACUGACACAUCCGAAAAUAACUGAAAACAUUGAUUUGGAUAACACUGGUCUUUCAGUUGAUAUUCACGUUAAAUACUUGGCAUCGGCCAAAAUUGGAGAUGAAAUAAUUAUCAAUGCCGAUACAGUCAAACUAGGAAGAAAUUUAGCUUUUCUUGAAGUGACAAUGACCCGAAAAGCCGACAAUGUUAUCAUAGCAAAAGGAGGGCAAACGAAAUUUGUCGGAUAAAACUACUAACCAUUGAUUUAUUUUGUAAAUCUCAUACCUAUGGGUUAUGGUUGGUGAUAAGUUUUGUUAAUCAAUAUGGUGACUUGUAUGUGGACCAGUAGACACCUUUGUGAAGUCAAAUUGUAGGUAGUGGGUUUAUAGCAAUUUCAUUUUAAUUCUAAUUGAAGUAUAAUUUUAAUUCAGUUUUAUAUUUGCUGUAUGUAAACAUAUUUCAGUAUAUUAGAUAAUUUUAUUUUAUUACACUUGUAUAAAAUAAUUAAAUUCUAAUAAUAAUGCAUAAUAUUUUAAAUGGGUAUUGUAGAAAAUGGCUAAUGUGGAAGCAUUUUGUUUGUCUUCAUAACAACAACAAUAUCAAACAUUUAAUAGGUACUUAAAUUAAGUAAUUCAUAUAUCAUGUUAUUUAAAUUCUUAUUCUAUACUUAGCAGUUACAUUUUACUGUGCUGCUUUCUCUUUCAGUACACUAGUACACUAGUAAAACGUUAUAUUUUGUGUCAACAUUUUCCAAGUUCCACUGGCAUGUUCAAAAAAUAUAUAAAUUUAUACCUGAUAUUUUGAAACGAAAAUUGAAUUAGUACAAACAAGAAUUAUCAAUUACCAAUACAACGUAAUAAUAUGUAAUUAUGUUUAUUCUUUAGGACUGUCUUCAUCCCAACUACGGCACUUGUAGACUUGGCUUUGUGGUUAUAUUUUUUUAAUUAAGAUAGAUAUUUUUUCAAAGACAUCUUUGUAUGAUGUUUAAAUCAACUAUCAUAUUUUGCGUUAUUUAAAUUUCUACUUAGCUGACAGUUACUAAUAAUAAAAUAUAAAAUAUGUUUUUUUUUAUAAUAGAGAAUUAUAAAUUAUUAUUAUCAGAUUAAACGAGAAAUGAAAAAAGUUAAUAAAAUAUCAUAUAAGUUUACACACCUCACUUUUCUAUUGACCUUAAGGGAAACGCGGAACGGGCUGUUUAAAAUAAUACAUUUUUAUUUUUUAUUUUAAAAAGUAAUUGGUUCUACUUGUACAUAGCUCGAAAAAUCAAUAUUAUCAAAUGAGAUGGACCAUUACUAGGUAUUCGGUCUACUCUUUUUGCUUGCACCAGACCAACACUGUACUUCAUUAAUUUAUUUUCGCUUAUGUGUCUUCUCUAAUUGAGAUAGAUAAUCCUAAGACAUAAUAUUAUAUUAAAUAAAUAAAAUUAUAAUCAUAUAUUAUUGGAAUAUUACAACAUAUUACAUUAC
Adelges cooleyi (spruce gall adelgid) is the source of this 2031-nucleotide messenger RNA. Its product is annotated as acyl-coenzyme A thioesterase 13-like. The transcript has 5 exons. NCBI's taxonomy places the organism in Eukaryota, Metazoa, Arthropoda, Insecta, Hemiptera, Adelgidae. Gene Ontology annotation, molecular function: fatty acyl-CoA hydrolase activity. Bases 367 to 813 code for a protein of 148 amino acids. The record is from RefSeq and is a predicted model, not a curated record.